Molecule: messenger RNA, 1659 nt
Organism: Lathyrus sativus (Indian pea)
Lineage: Eukaryota; Viridiplantae; Streptophyta; Magnoliopsida; Fabales; Fabaceae
Source: the annotation of a GenBank genome assembly
AUGGGUAAAAGGAAACAGAAGGAGCCGCAACAAACCCCUAAAAACGACACCGUCUCAGCCCCUUCCAGCGUUUUCGAUGUUAUCUUCGGCAACGCGCCGGAACAGAUAACCGGCGCCGCCGCUUCUCUUUUUUCCGAUGAUAAUCCCUUUAAGAGAAAGCCUCCACAACCUACUCUCAUUGCUGACGUUGUCGAUUACACUCCAAACCCCGAAAACGGCGUUGUAGAUGAGAAGAAGAGAAAGAGGAACAAAGAGAAAAGCCCCGUGCUUGAUUCAAAAUCUGCAAUCGAAGUUUCGGAGAAGAAGACAAAGAAGAGAAGUGGUUUGAACGAGAAGGAAGGGGAAGAGAAAGAGCUUGUUUUGGAUGUAGAAGCGACUGGGAAGAAGAAGAAGAGGAAAAGGGAUGAGGUUGAGAAAGAGUGGGAGGAGAAGAAGUAUGGCAUUGUUGAGGGAGGAGAUGAAGAUGAAAGGGAAGGGUUUAAGGAUGAAAAAGUUGGGAGCAAGAGAAAAGUGCGAGACAAUCCAGCAGAUAUGAUGGUUUCAAAGGAAGGUUUUGAUGAUGAAGAUAAGCUUUUGAGGACUAUUUUUGUUGGAAAUUUGCCUCUGAAGGUGAAAAAGAAGACUUUGUUGAAGGAGUUUAAGAAAUUUGGUGAAGUUGAAUCUGUUAGGAUUCGCUCUGUUCCUUUACAAGAUACUAAAAAGCCUAGAAAGGGGGCCAUCCUUGCGAAGAAGAUCAAUGAAUCAGCUGAAAGUGUUAAUGCUUACAUUGUUUUCAAAACUGAGGAAUCUGCUCAGGCUUCAUUGUCUCACAACAUGACAAUGGUUGAAGGAAACCACAUUCGUGUUGACAGGGCAUGCCCGCCUCGCAAGAAACUUAAAGGGGAUAGUUCUCAGCUUUAUGAUAGUAAGAGAACUGUUUUUGUGGGUAAUCUCCCAUUUGAUGUAAAGGAUGAAGAACUUUAUCAGCUAUUUGGUGGUAUACCCAAUCUAGAAUCAAGUGUAGAAGCUAUAAGAGUUGUUCGUGAUCCUCAUCUUAAUGUUGGAAAGGGAAUUGCUUAUGUACUAUUUAAAACAAGGGAAGCUGCCAAUUCCGUUGUUAAUAAACGAUCCUUGAAUCUUCGAGAUCGAGCAUUGAGACUCAGUCGUGCCAACGCAAAUGCUAGUACUACCCCAUCUAAAAGGCCAUACUCUCCAGCAGCACGACCCAGUCAUGGCAAACCAGAUGCUACUCCAUCUAAAAGGCCAUACACUCCAGCAGCACAAGCUCAUAGUACUCCUGCAAAGAAGUUUUCAGCUGCUUCAAAGUCUCCUUCAAGCAAUAAAAACGGGUCAAACAGAAAAGCGACUGCAUCUUAUCAGGGUCUGCGGGCAACCAAAUCUGAUGUCCACAAGAAAAGUCAUGGUGGAGAAAAACCAAAAGAGCGCACAAAGAAAAGACCGACAGUGGCUGCCAGAAAGGCUAAAGCUAAAGUGCAGCAGGAGGGUGGUACACCCAAACAAGCAGGGUCAAAAGGUACCCCAAAACAAGCAGGGUCAAAAGGUACACCAAAACAAGCAGGGUCAAAAGGUACACCAAAACAAGCAGGGUCAAAACGCAAGUUUGAUAGUCGUACUCCUGACAGUUCUGGACGAGUUAUGAAAGCUCAAAAGAAGCGGUAG